Molecule: messenger RNA, 1623 nt
Organism: Coregonus clupeaformis (lake whitefish)
Lineage: Eukaryota; Metazoa; Chordata; Actinopteri; Salmoniformes; Salmonidae
Product: small glutamine-rich tetratricopeptide repeat-containing protein beta-like
Exons: 12
Coding region: 105-1040 (311 amino acids)
Biological process (GO): post-translational protein targeting to endoplasmic reticulum membrane
Cellular component (GO): TRC complex; membrane
Molecular function (GO): molecular adaptor activity; protein binding
Source: RefSeq, a predicted model, not a curated record
CGUUGUGAAUGCGCAGGCGCCAGAGAUGCGAUCAAUCUGAGCAAAAGUUCUCAUGACGCGGUAGCAGAGACAGCUGGAAAAUAUCUCAGUUUUUUGCAGCGAAAAUGGCAGUAGAGAAGCGCUUGGCAUUCUCUAUUGUGCAGUUCCUGCGAGAUCAAAUGCACUGUGGUGCUUUGAAUUCCGAUGAGCAGGAAAGCCUCGAAGUUGCAAUACAAUGUUUGGAGACCACCUUCAAGAUCAACUCCAGUGACUGUCAUCUCACAGCACCACAACCUCUCACUGAAAUAUUCCUAAAUUCUCUCCUCAAGAAUGAUCAGAAUAACCCGGCGCCACCAGAGACGUCCCCAUCACCAGAAGACACAGAGAGAGCAGAACAACUGAAGAAUGAAGGGAAUAAUCACAUGAAAGAGGAGAACUACAGCUGUGCGGUGGAAUGCUACUCAAAAGCCAUUGAUCUGGACCUCCGAAACGCUGUCUACUACUGCAACAGGGCUGCAGCCCACAGUAAACUGGGGAACUACACAGAAGCAACGGGGGACUGUGAGAGGGCCAUAGGGAUCGACCCCAGCUACAGUAAAGCCUAUGGGAGAAUGGGAUUGGCAUUUACUGCUAUAAAUAAAUACCCAGAGGCCAUUUCCUACUUUAAGAAAGCUCUGGUGUUAGAUCCAGAGAACGACACCUACAAAUCCAACCUGAAGAUUGUUGAGCAGAAGCAAAAAGAGGCAGCCAGUCCUACAGCUACAGGACUGGGAUUUGACAUGGCCAGCCUCAUCAACAACCCUGCCUUCAUCAGCAUGGCCGCCAGUGUGAUGCAGAACCAGCAAGUGCAACAGCUGACCCGUAAUAUGUCAGGGAUGAUGUCCAAUGCAGUGGGGGGUCCAGCAGCAGGAGUGGGGGGACUGUCGGACAUCUCCAGCCUGAUUGAAGCCGGUCAGCAGUUUGCCCAGCAGAUCCAGCAGCAGAACCCAGAGCUGAUCGAACAGCUGAGGAACCACAUCCGCAGCCGGUCCUUCAGUGGCAACGCUGAGGAGCACUCGUGAUCCACACAGGUCUGUGUACUACAACACAGAGGUUAGGGCUCGCUCUUAGGAUGCAUCUCCAUAGUCUAAAGAGGCUUCCUCCCCUUCAUGUGCUCUAAUGGAAUGGUGAGAAUUAACAUGGAGAAUGCGGUGGAUUUGCUUUCACCUGUCCAGUUAUAUCAUAGCAGAGACCUAACAUUUGAUUGUACAUGUGCGCUUUUGUUUUACCGGCAAUAGAUGGUUAUUAAUUACUUAAACUGUUAUUACCAUGUUCUUACACAGGGUGAAAAGGACAUUUGAAUGCAUAUAAAUGUUUCUUACCUUCAGCGUAAGUUUCAAUAAAGGAAGGGCAACCAUAUGACGUGAUUACACCCGUUCCUUAAACUUACAUCACCGGCAGAGCUGGAAUGAAGAGACAUAUGUGGAUGAUGCCACUUUACUAUGACUGGAUCUUCAGAGAGGAGAGGAAAGAGGAGAAACAUUUUACAACCCAAUCAGGAGAAAGAAUAUCCAACACAUUCUAUGCACACUGAACAUACAGUUGAAGUCGGAAGUUUACAUACACCUUAGCCAAAUACAUUUAAACUCAGUUUUUCACAAUUCC